Messenger RNA from Acanthochromis polyacanthus (spiny chromis), 2289 nucleotides. Its product is annotated as serine/threonine-protein kinase SBK1. Bases 8 to 1120 code for a protein of 370 amino acids. Gene Ontology annotation, biological process: peptidyl-serine phosphorylation; peptidyl-threonine phosphorylation. The transcript is spliced from 3 exons. Lineage: Eukaryota; Metazoa; Chordata; Actinopteri; Pomacentridae. Gene Ontology annotation, molecular function: protein serine/threonine kinase activity; ATP binding. The record is from RefSeq and is a predicted model, not a curated record.
AUCUGUAAUGUCAGUUCUCGUGAUUUCUACUAGAAUAUGUCACAAUGGGCCACAAAGCACAAACCGGGGCUGUUUUUCCAUGUUACUUUCUCAUUAUUACCCCCGAAACAGAUCUUAUUUUUGUUCCUGUGUUCGGUUAAAGAUGAUCGAGCUGGACCUGGCAGACGGCAGCCUGAUCGACGAGCUGAUGGAGCUGACGGCGCAGAGCCUCGGUCAGCUGGAGAUCCAGGAACGUUUUGACGUCAUCAAGGAGAUCGGCCGAGGGAAAUACGGCAAAGUGCUGCUGGUGACGCAUCGCUUCAGGGGGACUCCCAUGGCCUUGAAAGUGAUGCCCAAAGCCUCGACUAAGCUGCAGGGCUUCCUCCGAGAGUACUGCAUCUCCCUACACCUGUCCCACCACCCCUGCAUCGUGGGCCUCUUCGGCAUCGCCUUCCAGUCGAACGAGCACUACUGCUUCGCCCAGGAGCUCGUCAUUGGACGGGACCUUUUCGCCGUCAUCCAACCAAAGGUGGGCAUCCCAGAGUCUUCUGUAAAACGUUGCGUCCUCCAGAUCUCCAGCGCUCUGGAGUUCAUCCACAGCCACGGUCUGGUCCACCGAGACGUCAAACCUGAGAACAUCUUGCUGCUGGACGCCCACUGCUGCCAGGUGAAGCUGGCGGACUUCGGCCUCGCCCAGAAGAGGGGAACCCUUAUCCGAUUCAUCACGGGAACUUUGCCCUACAUGGCUCCAGAACUGUGCACCGUGGCCCUGCUGGACGGCCAGAAGGAGGUGACGGCCGACCCCCUCAGCGUGGAACCUAGCUUGGACACCUGGGCCUUCGGCGUGGUCAUCUUCUGCAUCCUCACCGGAUACUUCCCCUGGGAGCGCUGCAUGGACUCGGACGACUUCUACCAGGAGUUCGCAGACUGGUGCAGGACGGAGGAGAAGCCUGACGCCGAGGAGAACGUCCCCCCGCUGUGGAAGAGGUUCACUCCAGAAGCUAUGGAGAUGUUUGGGAAGCUGCUGGCUCUGGAUGCCAGAAAGAGGUGCACGGUGGGCGAAGUGAGGGCGUACAUGGAGAAGGACUGGCUGAAGCAGCAGCAGGCAGGAAGUCAGAUGGACAAUCAGCCUGGUACUUAGGGAUAGAUGAGAUUUCUGUACAAUCAGUUUCUGAUGCCUGAAGAGCACUAAAAUAUAUCAUGUAGGCUUUAAAGUGGGCGGCAUCCCAUUUGCAGUGUCAAAGCAUCAAACUAUUUGAUGGAUGCAACAGAUACAAAAGAUGUUGCUCAAACUGGUGGUGGAAGAUGGAAGAACCAACGUCUAAGUAUAGGUAGCUGGGUAGGGACACUACUAUUCAAAACUUUGGGGUCACCCAGGCAAUUUAAUGCUUUCCACAUUUUAACAGUCUGAAGUUCAGAAAUAAGGGAUGCGUUUAUGAGUCAUCCACUAUUAUUAUGAUUAAAAUUAAGAAACAAAUGCAGACAAAACAUGAAAAUAUGUAUGAACAGCAAUUUUAGCAAAAUGUUUGGACUCUCACUUGUGAUGGAUUUUGACUUUUUCUAGAAAAUGUUCAGAUUUUGUGGACAUUUGAGUCUCGUUUCUGAUCUUCUUUUUUGUCUUUUGCUCCAGACAGCAUUAAAUUCAAACUUUUAAGGUUUUAAUUUUGAUUUUAAUCUCAUAGACAGCCCAAGCUUUCUUGCUUCUUGUUCUUUGAGUUGUUUUAUUUAGCACUUCGAAAACUGUUGGAUUUGUUUCCAGCUUCUUCUGCUCUCGUUUAUUACAGCCAUGUAGUAGACAUCGCCACCUUCUGGUGACACUUUGCAGCCUUUUUCCAAAGUACUUAAUGGAAGAAUUUAGAAUUUAAUUUUUUUAAGUGGCAAAAAAAUGUUGCCACUUAAAUGGAAACUCUGCUAAAGUACCACUUAAAGUAUUGUCCAAAAUGUACUGAAAGUUAUUAUGCUACUGACAUAAUGUUGUGUAUUGUAUUAACAGAUAAAUACUGAUGGGUUAAUAUGUCGUGGGCACUAUUUUACUGUUUUCUUUUUUACUGUAAUUUCUCAAAAUGAAGAUGAGAUGAGAUGAGAUUUUUUCAGUCUUCCUUUAUUUUACUUGUUAUAAAUGCCUUUUUGCUAUGAGAAGUUUAAUUAACAUGUAAUACAUGAUUGUAAAUCCCCAUAUAUUGUGCUGGAAUUUCAGAUUUCUGAAGCAAGUUUAGAUUUAAAAACUUUAUUAUAAGUCUGUAAAACUUCAAUGUCUGUAAAAAUGAUAUGUCUGUAUGUUGUAUAUUAAGACUAUAGCUUGUCUAUGUA